Messenger RNA from Choloepus didactylus (southern two-toed sloth), 5749 nucleotides. RefSeq names its product scavenger receptor cysteine rich family member with 5 domains (gene SSC5D). Gene Ontology annotation, cellular component: membrane. The record is from RefSeq and is a predicted model, not a curated record. Lineage: Eukaryota; Metazoa; Chordata; Mammalia; Pilosa; Megalonychidae.
CCAAAUCCGAAAGUCCUUCCUGGUGUCUGGCUGCAAGCCCUCAUGCUGCACCGGGAGCCCCAGAUAUACCCAGCCCCCAGCCCCAGCAGUUAAUUUGAGUCCGAACACGACCCCCCACCACCACCGUGGUCAGCCCACUCCUCGCUGGCCGGACAAGAGAAGGGGCAGGAGGGGACCCCCUGCCCGAGCUGCCUUCCCUUCCACCCCGGUCCUGCCCCUUCCCUGCAGUCCGCCACCCCCAGCCCUGGCUGCGGGUGUUUGCCGCUUGGACACCCUCCCGUCCGCUACUACCCCUCCUUCCCCACGCCUCAGCCCCCCCGGCCGCCUCCUGGCCUCCUCGGCAGCCUCUCUUUUCCUCCUGGCAGCGCGUCCGGGCCCUGCCUGCCCCUCCCCGGUCGAGGCUCUUCCCUCCCUGCGGCCGCCGCCUCCCUCUCCCGAGCUCGCCCCCUUUCACCCCGUCGCCCCCGGACUCGGUCUGCAAGCAUGAGGGUCUUGGCCUGCCUCCUUGCGGCUCUGAUGGGGAUCCAGGCUGUCGAGCGGCUGCGCCUGGUCUCGGGCCCCCACGGCUGUGCCGGGCGGCUGGAGGUGUGGCACGCGGGGCGCUGGGGGACGGUGUGCGACGACGGCUGGGACCUGCGCGACGCCGCCGUGGCCUGCCGGGAGCUGGGCUGCGGGGGGGCGCUGGCCGCCCCGGGGGGCGCCUUCUUCGGGGAGGGCGAGGGGCCCGUGUGGCUCAGCGAGCUGGCCUGUCGCGGCAGCGAGGCGCGCCUCGGCCUCUGCCGGCACCGCGGCUGGAAGGCGCACGUCUGCUCGCACGAGGAGGACGCGGGCGUCGUCUGCGCAGGGCAGCGUGUGGCCGGUUCCAGGGACGACUCUACCUCCUUCGUGUCCGGGGACCCCUGGCCCGGGCUGUCUGGGGGGCUCGACCUGGCGUCUGAGGCGCCGCCCGAGACUCAUGCCCCCCGGCCAGCUGGGGGACCCCAGAACGGCUUGCGGAAGAAGAGCCCCCGGCCCCCCAAGCAGGCCAAGUCCACCCGGGCCCCGUCGCUGAUGACUGGGGCACCCCGCCACGAGCGUCUGCGCCUGGUCUCAGGCCCCCAUGGCUGCGCCGGGCGGCUGGAGGUGUGGCACAGGGGGCGCUGGGGGACGGUGUGCGACGACGGCUGGGACCUGCGCGACGCUGCAGUGGCUUGCCGGGAGCUGGGCUGUGGGGGGCCACUGGCUGCCCCCGGUGGGGCCCGGUUCGGCUCCGGCUCAGGGCCCGUGUGGAUGGAUGACGUGGGGUGCGGCGGCGGAGAGCAGGCCCUCCGGGACUGUCCCCGAAGCCCCUGGGGUCGGAGCAACUGUGACCACAGCGAGGACGCAGGGCUGGUCUGCACUGGCCCGGCCCCCAGGCUGCGCUUGGCCGACGGUCCCCACGGCUGCGCCGGGCGGCUGGAGGUGUGGCACGCGGGGCGCUGGGGCUCGGUGUGCGACGACGGCUGGGACCUGCGCGACGCCGCCGUGGCCUGCCGGGAGCUGGGCUGCGGGGGGGCGCUGGCCGCCCCGGGGGGCGCCUUCUUCGGGGAGGGGGCCGGCCCCAUCCUCCUGGACGACCUUCGCUGUCGGGGAAACGAGACGGCCUUGCGGUUCUGCCCGGCGCGGCCCUGGGGCCAGCACGACUGUCACCACCGGGAGGAUGCAGGGGCCGUGUGUGAUGGCAUGCCUCUCGGCUAUGUCCCUCCCACGGCCCCCACAGUGGGCAACAACAGCUCGGCCCCCAGGCCGCUGCCCACCGCGGUGACCCUGAGCCCAUGGACAGCUGGCAUCUCGCUGCCUCUGGCCUCUCCCACCACCCCUCUCGAGCCUGGCCCGGAAGCCGGGUCCCCCCAGCUGCGCCUGGUGGCCGGGCCCAGCAGCUGUGCCGGCCGCCUGGAGGUGUGGCACGCCGGACGCUGGGGGACCGUGUGCGACGACAGCUGGGAUGCGCGGGACGCGGCCGUGGUCUGCCGGGAGCUGGGCUGCGGGGGGCCCCGGCAGCCGGACCCCACUGCUGGCCGCUUCGGCUGGGGCGCCGGCCCCAUCUGGCUGGACGACGUGGGCUGCGUGGGGACCGAGGCGUCGCUCUCCGACUGCCCUGCGGCCCCCUGGGGGAAGCACAACUGCGCCCACAACGAGGACGUCGGGGUCACCUGCACAGGGACCCCUGGCCUGGACUCCAUCUCAGAUCCGUUCAGCUGGAGCUGGACCCCUGGACGGGGCAGAGAAGGGGACUCCUGGCUCCCAGGGGAGCUGGCCACCCAGCCCCCCGCAAAGCCGACUCCCAGUGUUCCCGCAAAAACUACCAGGGCCCCAGGGAAAAUGCCCAAGAGUACCAAGAAGUGGGUGACAAAAAGCACAAAGAGACCAACCCCCCAACCCCCUGCGAUGCCAACCACUAAACACUCCAGGGGCCCGGGCACCCAGAGGCCCCCAGAACUGCCCUCGCGGACCACCACGGCCGUGACCACGGAGGCCCCCCGCCGGCCAGCCUCCGAGUCGACUGCAAGGCUCACCACCGAAGCCCCUCACAGACUGACCUCACGCACCCCUGCCACGGCCACUGCCCGGGCUCCCCAGGAGCUGACCUCUAAGAUCCCGGCAACACUGACCUCCACGGCACCCCUGAUGCGAACCCCUCAGGCCUCCCUGGAGCCAUCCACCGAGACCCCAGCAGAGGGGUCUUCGGGGUCAUCCAGAGACUCAGCCCCCUCCCCCACUGGGGCCACAGCUGGGGAAUCGGGCCCCUUCCGGGUGCGCCUGGCAGACGGGCCCAGCCGCUGCGCCGGCCGGCUGGAGGUGUGGCAUGCCGGACGCUGGGGGACCGUGUGUGACGAUGGCUGGGACCUGCGCGACGCCGCCGUGGCCUGCUGGGAGCUGGGCUGCGGGAAGGUGCGGCCCCGGGUGGGCAAAACCCACUACGGCCCUGGGACCGGGCCCAUCUGGCUGGAUGACCUGGGCUGCAAGGGCAGCGAGGCCUCGCUGAGCGAGUGCCCUGCGGGGCCGUGGGGCAAGCACAACUGUGACCAUGAAGAGGACGUGGGGCUCACCUGCACAGGCUACAGAGACGAUGACGACUACCCCCCCUGGACCUGGGACCCCAGCUCGGAAGAGGACCUGGCCAAGGGGAUCACGGCUGCAGGGAUACCCGGGCGCCCUCUCUCCUGGGGCACCACUAGGAGCCCGGGGACCCACUCCCCAACUCCAAGGCACCCUCCAGACACAGGUGACAAGGAUGGCUACGAGCUUUCCUGGACGUGGGACACGCCUCUAGAAAGGGACUUGGCCAAAAGGACACCCACUACAGACACACCUGGACCCACUUUUACCACUGGCACCACCAGGAGCCCAGGCCACCCCUCUGCAGCUCCAUGGGUGCAUGGGGACACAGGGUCCGCGAGGACACCGUGCGCCGAGCGCCGGCUGCGGCCCGCCCCCUCCCCAGCUCCGUCCGCUUCGCCGGGGCGCCCGGCCCCACCGCCGACCUCCGGCUCCGCUCCCCGGCUGACCCCCGAGCCGCAGCUCAUGCCCGACCCAGCUUCCAGGGGGGCGGCGAGCUCCCCGCCUCCCGACCCUGCUUCCCGGAUGCACCCCGACCUCCCCUCGACGGCUGCUGCCCCUACCGUGUCCUCCCCUGACCCCUCUGUGCUCCCAGCGCUGACCUCUGACCUCUCACCCACCUUGCCCAAACAACUGACCUCUGACCUCUCUGCACUGGCUGAGGUGACCGGCCUUUCCCCUACCUCAGAGCUGACCCAGGAAACACACACAACCCCACACCUGGACACAUCUUCAUGCCGCCACACAGCCCCAGAACCUUCCGGAUUCUCAGACCGCUCCACGACCCCUGCCCCCACCACGACCCUUCCCCCCACCCCGACCCUUCCCCCCACCACGACCCCUGCCCCCACCACGACCCUUCCCUCCACCACGACCCCUACCCCCACCACGACCCCUGCCCCCACCACGACCCUUCCCUCCACCACGACCCCUACCCCCACCACGACCCCUGCCCCCACCACGACCCCUACCCCCACCACGACCCUUCCCCCCACCACGACCCCUCCCCCCACCACGACCCCUCCCCCCACCACGACCCCUGCCCCCACCACGACCCUUCCCUCCACCACGACCCCUACCCCCACCACGACCCUUCCCCCCACCACGACCCCUGCCCCCACCACGACCCCUCCCCCCACCACGACCCCUGCCCCCACCAUGACCCCUUCCCCCACCACAACUCCCCUCUUCACCACAACCUUACCCUCCACCACGACCCCUCCCCCUGCCACGACCCCUCCUCCCACCAUGACUUCUCACCCCACCACAAUCCCUGUGAUCACUACUCAGUCCCUUCCCACUUUGUCUGGGACAGAGCUGCUCUCUCCCACUCCAGCACCAACAGUCAAACCCAGCCUGCCCCAGCACUUGACCUCCACCGGGGCCCCUUACCCCUCCGCUUCUCAGCGGCAGAGCCCAGAGCCCUCCCCAGCCUGGGAUUCCAGCCCCUCCAGACCCCCUUCAGUCACAAGCCUGGACUCACUGUCCACUGAGGACUUCAAAGCACCCAGAAGCCAGAGCCCCAAACCAUCCACAGCACCUACCCAGACCCCACACUCCACCUCUGACCCCGCUGGGACCCCUGACCUCCUCCUCUCCCCCACGGCCCACCCCCUGGAUCCACCUCCCCCUGACCACCUCACUGCAGGGCCGACCCCCAGUCAGAGCCCAGUUCCCCUUGGCCCCUGCGUGGCCCCACCACCACCUGUAAGGGUCAUGGCUUGUGAGCCGCCUGCCCUGGUGGAGCUGGUGGCCGCUGUGAGGGAUGUGGGUGCCCAGCUGCAGAGGCUGACCCAGGCCCUGGAGCGGGAGCAGCAGGAGCGCCAGGCCCUGGGGCUGGGGCUGACCCAGCUGGUGCAGGCUGCCCAGGGUUUGGGGCAGCUGGGUGAAGCUGUCAAGAGGGUGGCGGAGGUGGCCUCCUGGGCCCCCAGCACACCCGUGCCGACCACCCCGGAGGAGGAGGAGAAGCCUCUGAGGGGAGACGUGUGACUGCCUUUGGGAUGGGGGCUGGAGACCAACGGGCCCUCCUUCCUACUCCCAACCAAAGAAAGAAAACCAAAAUAGCUAAAUAAAAACCAGAUGUGAAUGACAGUUUCUGGGGCUCUAGGGAAACCCUGGAGAGAAAGACUCACAAGACUGAUCUUGAUUUAUGAAUCCCACAGGCCCUGUGGGCAAGAUGAUGGUGGUGGUGAUGGUGGUGAUGAUGCAGAUAAUGUUGAGAUGAUGGUGAGGAUGGUGAUGGUGCAGAUAAUGUUGAGAGAUGGUGAGGAUGAUGGUGGUGGUGAUGGUGAUGAUGCAGAUAAUAUUGAGAUGAUGGUGAGGAUGAUGGUGAUGAUGGCGAUUACGAUGGUGAUGAUGCAGGUAAUGUUGAGAGAUGGUGAGGAUGGUGAUGGUGGUGAUGGUGAUUAUGCAGAUAAUAUUGAGAUGACGGUGAGGAUGAUGAUGGUGAUGGUGGUGCUGGUGAUGAGAAGGAUUUUGAUGGAUCUGAUGAUGAAGUUGAUGGGAAUGUGUGGUGACGAAGGUGAUGAUGGUGAUGAUACGGUGACGAUGCAGCCCAUGAGGGCAGGGAUCUUUGUCUAGUUCACUGCUGCAUUCCUGGCUUUUAGAAGAGAGCCUGACACAGAGUAUGCGCUCAGUAAAUGUCUUUUGAAUGAACAAGUGCAUAACAAUA